Messenger RNA from Alternaria ventricosa, 948 nucleotides. RefSeq lists its product as uncharacterized. The record is from RefSeq and is a predicted model, not a curated record. The transcript has a single exon. Bases 1 to 948 code for a protein of 315 amino acids. NCBI's taxonomy places the organism in Eukaryota, Fungi, Ascomycota, Dothideomycetes, Pleosporales, Pleosporaceae.
AUGACCAGCGACAAGGCUGCACCCGCCUUCAUGGACCUCCCGCUCGAGGUGCGACACUCCAUUUUCGAGCAUGUGGCCGCGCGCGACGUCAAGCCUAAGAAGCUGCUCCGCUACUGGUUCGAGAAGAAAGAGGUCAAGGAACUCGUUGCCCAAGACGCCAUUGACAACCCCAACGGUCCCACCCCGCGCGUCGUAUACGCCAACGACUACGAUGAUCACGAUGACGAGAGUGCUGUAAGCGACUACAACAGUGAGGAGGAUGAUCAAGAAGAGAACGAAAAUGCCGCGGAGGACAGCGAAAACGAGGACGAAGACGAAGAUGGAAAUGAGGACGAAGGAGCAGAGCCGGAAGAUGGCAAUGAUGAUGAUGAAGCUGAAGAUGAGUCUGAAUCCGACUUGGACGGUGAAGACGAGGACGAUGAGGUAGAGGAAGCUGUCGCUGGCGCGCACGAUACCCAGUCGGCAACUGCUAGCGUCCACGUUCCAGCCCAAGCUACGGCUCAAGUUGACCCCGACCACCACUCCGGAGAUGGGAUGGCAGAGGAAGAACCUGGACAAGGACAUGCCGGCGAGGGCGACAGCGAGGGUGAGGGCAACAACGGCGAAGAGACCGAGGGUGCCCACCUACACAAUGAGGACGAGGCCGAAGGCGAUAGCGAAGGCGACGAAGAUUUGGCUGAUGACGGCGGUAACGCUGCUGCUACAGUUGUUGCAGCUCAGCCUCCUCCUCCAGCACCCGUAUUCCGACCUCACAACAAGUGGCGCCACAUACCGAACUUCGUGCGCAUCACUCACUGUCCUCCGCCGGUCCAGCUCCUGUUGGCCUCCCGCCAGCUGAACAACGAGGCAAAGAACUGGUUCUACGAUGUAGCCGUCCUACGUAUCGACGCGACUGGUAGCUUCGCCCACACGUCUUUCUUCGAGGAGGCAAGUCAUUUCCUUGGAUGA